This is a messenger RNA of Morone saxatilis (striped sea-bass), 4826 nucleotides long. It is a transcript of the gene arfgap1, whose product is annotated as ADP-ribosylation factor GTPase activating protein 1. Gene Ontology annotation, biological process: regulation of endocytosis; regulation of ARF protein signal transduction. The coding region runs from base 247 to 1494 and encodes 415 amino acids. The transcript is spliced from 13 exons. The record is from RefSeq and is a predicted model, not a curated record. Lineage: Eukaryota; Metazoa; Chordata; Actinopteri; Moronidae. Gene Ontology annotation, molecular function: GTPase activator activity. Gene Ontology annotation, cellular component: Golgi membrane.
AGAACGACUCCCAUGAUGCAUUGCACUGCCAACGUAUGCAAACAGGAACAUGGCUACCGGUGUAUAACAUCAGCAGCCCGUCGUUAUAAUCCACUUGUAUUGGCCUGAGACAGUGUUAGACUUUAUAACCCUCGCUGGGCCUCCGCCACAGAAGAAAAGCCCUCCGUAGAGUUUCUCGGCGGAGCCAGCAGAGCCUCUGACAGCAGCGUCCUCGUUGUCCAUCAAUCACAGACAGUGUGGGUCAAGAUGGCGAGUCCAAGGACCAGACGAGUUCUGAAGGAAGUGAGAACUCAGGAUGAGAACAAUCUGUGUUUUGAGUGUGGGGCUUUUAAUCCUCAAUGGGUUAGUGUGACCUACGGGAUCUGGAUUUGCCUUGAGUGCUCUGGAAAGCACAGGGGCCUGGGAGUACAUCUCAGUUUUGUGCGCUCUGUCACCAUGGACAAGUGGAAAGAUAUUGAACUUGAGAAGAUGAAAGCGGGAGGAAAUGGGAAAUUCCGCCUGUUUCUUGAGCUCCAAGAUGAUUACGAUCCCACCUGGAAUUUACAGGAGAAAUACAACAGCAAAGCUGCUGCGCUCUUCAGGGACAAGGUGGCCACUUUAGCAGAGGGUAAGGAAUGGUCCAUUGAGACAUCACCUGCCAGAAACUGGACAUCCCCUCAACCCAAGACCAGCCUUUCAUCCUCUCAUCGCUCUGGAGGACCUGGACAAAACUCAGCUAAACCUAACGACAAAGCUUUUGAAGACUGGUUGAGUGACGACGUUAACUCGUAUCAGAGUGGUGGGGGUUACAGUGGGAAUCAGGAGAAUCGGUAUGUUGGCUUUGGCAACACGGUGACCCCAGAGAAGAAAGAGGAUGACUUCAUCAACAAUGCCAUGUCUUCUAUUUAUUCAGGUUGGAGCAGUUUUACUGUUGGAGCCAGCAAGUUUGCUAGUAUCGCUAAAGAUAAUACAUCUAAACUGGCAAACCAAGCAACCUUAAAGGCCACAGAGUUAGGACAGACAUUAAAUGAGAAUGUUAUCAAACCUACCCAAGAAAAGGUGAAAGAUGGCAAAUUGCUAGAUGAAAUGGCAGUAGGCAUGACUGAACUGGCAAGCAAGGUUCAGGGAGCUGGUGCAAAAUUGACUAACCUCUUCACUGGAAAACCAGAAGAUGGGUCUGCCGGAGAGAGCUACCAGAACAUGGAUGCCACUGAGGGAUAUCAGGGCAGUUCUGGCCAGCCUGUCUCAAAGGACUUUUGGGAAACCUUUGGCAGCAACAACUCCCUAAAGGCCAAGAAAUCUCCCAGCAGUGACAGCUGGACCAUCCCAGAUAAUUCUGCAAAGAAGAGCUCUGACAGUUGGGACAAUUGGGGCUCCGAAGCAGCGUCCAACAACAAACACAGCACAGAGGAGAGCUGGGAGGCCUGGGACAACAACUGGGAAAACGCAGAUGGAAAGACGAAGAAGAGUCCCACGAAACCUGCCGAGGAAACCUGGGAGAAUGCAAACUGGUAGUGACCUCACAACCAUACAUCUCCUCCUUUUCCCACUCUGGCCUUUUCCUUUCUGUUUCUCUCUGUUCAUCUCACUGGCACUUUCAGGGAAGAGCUGCGUCAGCUAACUUCCUGUCAACCCAUUCAAAAUAUAUUUAUUAUAAACCCAAAAAACAAUAAAUGAAGCCCAGUGUUAAACUGAGCUUAUUAUUAUUAACUGAAUAUUCUUAAAAUGUACAACUACAUUAAAUGGCAGUCAUUUAUUUUAUUGUAAAUUACCUUCAUUGAAAGCAACUAAGACAAACCAGUGUAGAUACGGUCAUAACUUGCCCAGAUAUAAUACUCGUAAUGGUGAAUAAGCCAGUGUUCUUACUGUAUCAUGGGUUUAAUGCUACUGGUUUUCAAUUCACCACAUAAAAAAAUGAUGCAUGAAAGAGAAAAUCUGACAUUGUAAAUAUAAAUCCUUGUAGAUACAGUAUGAUUGACUAAACACCAAUGACAUUAUUUUCUGUGUUAAAUUGAUUUCUUCUGCCCCUUGACCUUUUGCACAUUUCGUAUUAGUAAAAUUGAUUUUGAAAGGCCUUCUUGAUAGAACAGAGCUCUUUCCAUACUGUAGUCACAACGUGUUAUGUUAAAUUAAAGCAACAAAUAACCACUCUAACAAAUUGGCUAACAUUAAUCAAAGUCUGUAUUGAUAUGUACAUUUGAGGUUAAAUAAUCUAAUGUGUAAUGGGUUAGGGCUAAGUGAUCUUUUAUAGUAUUUGUUUUUGUCCUUUUUUUUUAAUAUAUUUUUUGUUUAGAAUGUGCAAAUAGUCAAGGGGUUUGAAAGCAGAGAGCUGCUGAUACAACACCAUGUUAACGAGAUUAGAAAAUGAUAAAACUGGAUGCUCAAUAAUUGACCCUCUGGUAAAAUGUUUAAGUGGCUUUGGGGAAAAUACAUGUAUUGUUUCGAAGUGGUGUCGUGCAGACAGACAAAACUUAGCUUUUUCUCAAAAUGGAUGUAUUUAAUUAAAAUCGAUGAGCUGUUGAAACAAAUUUUGAUUGGUUGAUACAAUAUUGUGUGUUUACUUUUUCCAUCUUCACUGUCUGCUGUUACCUCACAGCUGAAAUGAAUCUGUUUGGGUUGAAAAUCAAUCAGUAUGCCAGAAAUUACUUGCAAAAUGAAAUUCAGAAGCAUUCAAUUGUAAUUAAUUACAAUACCUGCUAUUAGUUAUUGAUCUGCUGGGGAAGAGGAAUGGGACUUAUUGGUAUGUUAUUCUAUGUAUUUGUGUUUUUUUUUUUUUUUUUUUCUGACGCUGAUGCAGGCUGAUACCAGUUAAAUUGAAAUUGCUUUAUCCAUAAUUUUUUAUAAUUUCUAUAUAUAUAUAUACAGUUUAUUAGAUAAUUUCAUACAGACGUCACUUAUUGCAGGGUGAUAUACUGUAUGUACUGUAUGUGAGCGUAGAGGUUGUGUUUCAGUAACUGGACACAGAUGGGGACUGUAGACUACAUAGUUACAGUGUUGCCUGUGAGUCUGACCUCAACUGAACCAACAGGUCAUUUUAUAUUUCAUCUCGUAUGAAGCAACUCUGUGUGAACGGCUCACAUCUGUGUUAUUGCACCCUGGUCAUUAUGUAUUGUGAGGAUUUGGUGUCACAGAUAUGUUCUCACUCGUAUUAACAUCUGAAUUGUGGAGUAAUAUUAAUGUGGCUCAUUAUACGCUGGAUGCUUAGAUGGUCAUAGCUCUCAAACACUUGUUAUGAAUUAACUGAAUCAACCUUGUGCAUCCCUCAGUCAGAUGAAAUGGCAGCUGCACUCACAUGUAUCAUGAAAAGCUCAUUGUUUUAACAAGUAGGAAUGUAGUCGGUGUGAAAUUGGGUAUUUUAAAAACCUAAUACUAACAUUACCUGGGCCAAUUUUGCAGCACCUACUCCCACUAUGUGGCCUUUAAUUCCCUAUAACAUUAGGUGUUGCAAUUUUAUCAUACUCUAAAUAAUUUCUUUGUACGUGUUAUAACCUAGAGAUGCUCAGUCUUCAUAAACGAUGCAGACCACACCGAUUAAACUCAAUUUAAAUUACACUUGAACCAUUUCCAACUCCAGGUUUGGGUUUGAUUUGUUUACUACAAGAAGAGAAAUGCAAUGACUAAUAUCAGAAAACAUCUUUCAGGCUGGUGUCUGUGAUCAUGAAAUGGCCAGUAGUCCAUUAUUAGCUGCCCACUGAGCAGUGUACCAGUGCAAUAUAGCUGCUGGAUUGUUUGUUUGUUAUCACAUUUUUGCUGUACCUAUAUUGACACUACUCAUUAGGCCUCAUGAUUUGUAAAAAAAAAACAGCUUUUAACAUGUGAAGGAUAAAUCCUGGCAACUUUAUUCCAUGUCCUACCUCUAAGAAGUCUUCAGUUUACUGCCAAGUUUUCCGUAGUGAACAUGCUUUUGUUUCCUUUCAGCAUUGUUUUGACAUAGACUUUAUUACAGCAGGCUUGGUUUGCUGUGGCUCAUUUUGUUAACGUGUGCUAAAGCAAAGCGACAAAGAUGGGUCUGCAGUGUUCUCAGUGACACUUGAAUGAGGUAAAACAAAAAGAUCACUCCAGGAAUAUUUGUGUCACUGAACCUCUGCAGUCAUGUGCUCUCAUGUACCUUAAUAGCUGUGAUCGCUUUCUGUUGAUGUCAGUGUGCCUAUUUGUGUCUGAUGCAGUGAGGUGCACAUGUCACUAAAUCACCAUCAAAGAUCAUGUCAAAUGAUAUAUUGUCACCCUCAGCCUUUCCUAUAUUUCUGAAGCUUCAUGUCAGUUAUUCUGUUUUUUUGUAUGAAUGGAAGAAGUGCUGCGUUAUCUCAGUCUAAAAAAAGGGAAAUAUAUGAACAGUCACCUGUCUAAACUUUGUAACAGCUUAAAGUUCUUAAACACCAUAACUUUUUUUUGUUGGUGAAUGUCCUGCUGGGGUUACUGGUACAUUUGAUUCAUGGAUAAACUGCAGAAUAUGUAUGAUUUUUUUUUAUAUAUAUAUAUAUAAAAACCUGAAUCUGAAUCUAAAUCUCAACUUUGAACUUUCCAGAGCAGCAGUUGAGCUCAGUGUCUGUGCCUGUCAAACAUUUGAGAUUGGGUAUGUCCUGUGUUUGUUGAUGAAACUAUUAUGUCAGAAAUAAUAUUUUUGAUGUCAUGCAUGAGAUGUAACGUGGAGCUAAAAAUAUUCAGCUGUUUAAUUUUUCAAAAGUUGUUUCCUCGGUGAGUUUAAGUGCAGUUGUCUGCUUGCCCCUUCAAGUUUCACCAGCAGCCAUCCCAUGAGGUGAGCCAGUGUUACCCACUCAGUUGAGGCUGUGGAUAUUUUUCCUGUACACAUGGUUUCUGUGCUCAAUAAAAAUGUACUGUGCCGUGAA